Messenger RNA from Salvelinus fontinalis (brook trout), 4039 nucleotides. Its product is annotated as ras association domain-containing protein 5-like. The coding region runs from base 62 to 1726 and encodes 554 amino acids. NCBI's taxonomy places the organism in Eukaryota, Metazoa, Chordata, Actinopteri, Salmoniformes, Salmonidae. Gene Ontology annotation, biological process: signal transduction. Gene Ontology annotation, cellular component: nucleus. The transcript has 6 exons. The record is from RefSeq and is a predicted model, not a curated record.
GGCUGGUGCUUCAAUUUAGAGUUUACAUUCACCGCACACACUCACUCACAUACACAGAGCCAUGGCUUCAGUAAGAGUGGUAGGACCAGGACAACAUCGCCCGGCUCCCGACCACCAGCUAGUCUUUCAUGAACUAAAGGCCACCGGGAGGAAUAAAAUAACGUUACCGUGGAAAUCCUCCGUGGAGAUCAUCCUCGGGAAGAGCUCGGUGACGCGGGAGUGCGGUUCGGUUUCGGCGGUAUCAGCAGUCACAGGAUCCCCACUAAACCCGUCCCUGACCCCGAGACAACAAGGAGCCGCAGCAAGGUGUAAGGCUCAGCCGGGGCUGGUGCCACGUAGUUCAGACAGAGAGAGCGACAGCAGCAGCCAUGCCUGUGGGGGCACCGAGGGAGACACGACAGCGGCGAGGGAGGACACUGGUCAAAUCGGACGGAGCGGCAGCGGGAAUGACUCAACCCGUGAUCGAAGGAGUUCCCUGAAGAUCCUCACAAAUGUUAUGUCAAGCACAUCAGCUAACACACAGAUGACAGAUGUCAAGUGUGACAGAUCAAGCGCGCCAACAAACAGACACAUGGGAGCACACUCACAUCAGGACCGUCCGGUCAGAAGGCGCGCAUCCCACAGCCCCCAUGGUCAGACCACCGGGCUGGUGACCAAAGGGGACACCGGGGGACCGCCGCUGGAGCGGUUGACACAGGGAAGGACAGGGGUCGUUAAACUCGCGCGCACAGAAUCCCACCGAAGGGAGGUCUGGUCAAUAUUUGGCUCCCAGGAGCAGGAGGACGCGCGCGUGCGGUCGGAGACAGGAGAGGGCCACAAGUUUUGGACCAGAACCGUGACUCAGGACUGGUGCGACGUCUGUAACCAACGGAUCAGUGCUCAGCAGGCUCUCAAGUGUAAAAACUGCAACUACACUUGUCACCAGGAGUGUGGAGGGCGGGUCCAGCUGGACUGCAACCAGAGAGACAGCAACCCACAGGAAACUACAUCUCCCAGAAGACACAGCUCCACGCCUCCUCAGUACAAGCAGAAGGAGGUCGAAGAGGAGAGAGGGCCCAAGGCUCUGUCAGAGGAAGAAUUGCGGGCCAGAAUAGAGGACUACAACUCUACGGUCUCAGAGAAUGGCAUGAAACUGGGUGCUGAUGGUUUGUACACUGGCUUCAUUAAGGUCCACCUCAGACUAAGUCGACCAGUCACGGUGCUCGCUGUGGAGGGGACGGGAUUAGACGGCCAGGCGGAAAGACACGGUCGGCCAAUGACGGUGUCAGAAGGCCAGGAGGGGGCGGGAGCAGGGUUCAGUGAGAAGCGGACGUCGUUCUACCUGCCCAGUGACUGUGCGAAGCAGAUCCACAUCAGUAGUACUACUACAGUCAGGGAGGUCAUACAGGGCCUGCUGAAGAAGUUUAUGGUGCAGGAUAACCCACGCAAGUUUGCUCUGUACAGACAGACAUACCGUGAUGGACAAGAUCUGUUCCAGAAGCUUCCUCUUGUGGAGUGUCCUCUCGCUCUGAGACUGGUGGUGGGUCCAGAUCCUGAGCUGCUCAGCUUCGUCCUCAAGGAGAACGAGACCGGAGAGGUAGAGUGGCAUGCGUUCUCGGCUCCUGAGCUGCAGAACUUCCUGGUGAUUCUGGAGAAGGAGGAGGCAGAGCGUGUGCGAUUGGUGGAGCAGAGAUUCGCAGUCUACCGACAGAGCUUGCAGAAGGCAUUACGGGAGGAUCAACCCUGACCCCUCACCCUUUACACCUCAUCUCUCACUCUGACCUUUCAACCCUCACCCUCUUUUGACCCAGGGAGAGACAGGAGCCCACUGAGGUUUAGGCUACUAUUCUCCCCUCAGGACACGGGCAGCCCCUCCCUCACUCCUCACAUCCCCUCUGGAGAAGAGAGGCGGGGUUGAGAAAGCACGGAAAGGGGAAAAGGGACUGUUUGAAGGACGAGUGAACAGGAUGCUGGAACAAAAGAAGUCUGUGUAUCCCUGCGAGUAAAAAGACACUGAACUGAAGGACCGUCUGACUUCGUUGGAUAUCUCGGUUUGAUCUGACAAUCUGACCUGAUGGGUCUUCUAAUGUUACUUUGAAUCUCAGUUUGGUCUGAUAAUGUUUUGUAGAUUCUACUGCUGCUGCCGCUGCUACUGCAAGUGUUACUUACGCAUGAGUCUCACCUUGCUCUAUCUGCCCCGGUGCCCAUGCAUAAAGAUUUAGGACCAGAACAGACAUUACUAUUCAAAGCAACGCUCCAUGGUGGGUGGACCAUCUGGAAUGUUCCAUUACUUGAUGUUUAUUAUAUCAACUCUCAUGUUGUCCCUGCAUGCCUCCUGUCCAGGGCCGAGGGUAGGAUGGGGGGGGUUUAUGGUUGGAUUUGGAAGCAGGGUUGGUAUGGUGGGGUAAAGCUGUGUAGGGUUAGGGUGUGGAAAAAGGAACACCAGAAUCCAUUCUCAUCUUCAGACUCCUCUCAUAUCAGUCCCAGGGAUGUACAGCAGUAUUUCUCAUAGAACUGCUCUAUUGAGCUCAGAAGGCUACAGAAUCAUAAGAAGACUUGAACAUCUCUGUCCUAACUUCUUUAUCCAGCACUGAAAUGAACCCUCUAUCUCAGGCGGCUAACUUGCACUUAACCCUGCAUCUCCCUCUACCAGAGUAACCAUGCUAGUGUGGGAGGUCUUGUGCAGACAGACGUGUAUUUCAUAGGUAGAUGUUAUUCCCAUCUCUUCAGAUAGCCAUUUGUGUACCCUGACAGCAGUCACAUAUAUCUAUAUAUAGCAACAUACAAUAGGCCUUCUAUACCCAAUAGAUAUCCACCCUGUUAUUCAUUAACCCAUUCUACGUAAGCAUACAGUACGUAAACAAUCAACACAAGUAAGCAUUCCUUCACGGCUUGAACUGUCUGCUGGUGUUAUAAGCAUUUACAAACAGCUCAAUGGGAUGUUGAUGUUCUGAUUCUUCGUGAACUGUUCACCCUGUCAUCAGUAACCCCCGACCCCUAUCUCCUAACCUGGAAAUGGACAUUUCCUCUGAUGAGAGACUUGCCGUGCUGCUGGCUCUGUGUCUGUGUAGAGCGUAUGCAGCUGUAGCUACUGUUGUUAGAGGCCUGUUAGAGCCUGCCACUCUGUGCUGCUGUGACAGGCCCAUGAAGCCCUGCUACUGAGUCGACUGUUACAGGACUGAGUGAAUGAGAGGAACUGAUGCUUAAACACUGAUUGGAGGUCAAGGGUCAUACCGCGAGGAGGUACUCCUGGUCAGUUCAUGUGGUCAGGAAAAACUCCUGUCCGUAUUGUUCAUUGAGAAACACCCUUCUGUUGAUCACACCCAAGUGACUCCCCAGCGGUAGUGGGAUAUCUGACUGGAAAUAUGACUUAUUGUAGAAUAAACAAACUGAUUCUGGCCACAGGUCUGUAGAGUAUCCUAGUGAAGGGGCAUGAAAUUAGGCAUGAAAUUAGUGAUUAUUUUGUAGAAAUGGAAUUUUAUCGUACCAAUGAUGUUUAUCUGAGUGUGACGCAUACAGAGAGUUCAGAAAGUUUUCGUACCCCUUGACUUAUUCCACAUUUUGUUGUUACAGCCUGAAUUCAAAAUGGAUUCAAUAUUUUCGCUCAUCCAUCUACACACAAUAUCCCACAAUGACAAAGAGAAAACAUGUUUUUAGAAAUGUUUGCAAAUGUAUUGAAAAUGAAAUACAUAAAUAUCUAAUUUACAUAAAUAUUCACACCCCUGAGUCAUAGUUGUAGAAGCAACUUUGGCAGUGCCGACAGUCUUUUUGGGUAAGUCUCUAAGAGCUUUGCACACCUGGGGCCUCAUUUAUCAAUCAUGCAGAUGCACAAAUCUGUGUGUAAACCAUACAUGGAGUCGUUUCCACGCAAAGUGUAAGAUUUAUGAAUAUGAACGCUAGCUUGAGAGUGUGCAUAAAUGUAUGCACGACCAUGACCAUGCUUACGCACAGUGCCAAAUGCUGGAAUAUGGGAACUGCUUGUUGAGUGUAGAAUGGGGAAAAUAUAUGUUGAAAAUGUGUGAAAUUAUCAGAGUAAUAAUUAAAGAAUUUUUUGAUUUCA